Molecule: messenger RNA, 2521 nt
Organism: Pygocentrus nattereri (red-bellied piranha)
Lineage: Eukaryota; Metazoa; Chordata; Actinopteri; Characiformes; Serrasalmidae
Product: zinc finger protein 431-like
Exons: 2
Coding region: 1553-2005 (150 amino acids)
Biological process (GO): regulation of DNA-templated transcription
Molecular function (GO): DNA-binding transcription factor activity, RNA polymerase II-specific; RNA polymerase II cis-regulatory region sequence-specific DNA binding
Source: RefSeq, a predicted model, not a curated record
CAAACCACACAGGAACUUCAGUUUGUCUUUUUCUCAGAAAAGCUACAGCACAACUAUUUUUUGAAACCCUUAGAGUGGCUCACAAAACUAAUGUUUGAAACUGUGCUAAAAGGUGAAAAAUGUGGCUGAGAUUUCAGUGAUGGUACAUUCCUAAGGGAAAGAAUGUGUAGAGAAAGUUAGGUUACAGGUAGGGUCUCGGUGACUGUGAGGGUAUCAGUAGGGUCUCGGUGACUGUGAGGGUAUCAGUAGGGUCUCGGUGACUGUGAGGGUAUCAGUAGGGUCUCGGUGACUGAGGGUAUCAGUAGGGUAUCGGUGACUGUGAGGGUAUCAGUAGGGUAUCGGUGACUGUGAAGGUAUCAGUAGGGUAUCGGUGACUGUGAAGGUAUCAGUAGGGUAUCGGUAACUGAGGGUAUCAGUAGGGUAUCGGUGACUGUGAAGGGUAUCAGUAGGGUAUCGGUGACUGUGAGGGUAUCAGUACGGUAUCGGUAACUGAGGGUAUCAGUAGGGUAUCGGUGACUGUGAAGGUAUCAGUAGGGUAUCGGUAACUGUAUCUAAUGACUAAGGAGUGUAUUUUACCCAACUCCAGAGGGAUGCCAAACGAUAUAAAUUAUCCUUAUUGAUGGUGAGGAUCAUAUGAACCCCCCAACAGUGAGUGCAGUAAUGAUCUAGAUAGGCUAAUGUUACGUCCUCAUUAACUCCUGGGCUUUUUCUGAGCUGGUGUCAGGCUAUAGUGUCCGUUCUUUUUAGUGAUUUCAGAAUUUUCAAGCCCACGUUGUUUACAAACAGAUAUGCAGCUCAGCCACUGGCUGAUUUCACUCGGUUAUUGGCUCAUUUCGCCAGUAGGUUUUAGCAAACACUGCCAGGAAACUAACACUGCACUGUAAUAAACCCCGCCGACUUUUAUAGUAGAUCACCUGUGGCUUGAAUUUUACACUAAAAGCACAGUCGAUCUAAAGUCUUUGAUGCAAACAGACAUUGCUGAUUGUCUUAAUGUUACCAGCCUAGUCACUUCAUAACUUCAUCUCGUAGCUUUUAGCUGAAGAACAGUGAAUUUAUGAAGAGUUAGUCAGCUGAUAUAAAACCUGAUUAAUCCACUAAACAAUGUUAUUCUAUGAAAUCUAAACCAUUAGAUCUAUGAAGUAAGCUUAAUGUGGAUGUUUAUCCACACUCUCACUGCAGUGCUUCUUAUCUAGGGCUGCAUCCUAAUAGUUAAAUAAAACUUUGUUUUGAAUCAGGUUUCCAUGAUUUUGCUUUGAUCUUUGAUCUUGUUAGUCAUGUUAAUCCACUUACAAGUGAGUUGUUGUACUUAAUGAGUCAGCCAUGAAAAGUGGAUUCAUUCAGUUAGUCAAAACUAACUGUCAAAGUGGUGGAUCAGCCAUAAGAUGCUGCAUCACAACAUCACAUGGUGGAUUUCAGUCUUUCACACAGCAGGUCAGUCAGAUAGAGGCUCAACACUGAGAGACCACAGCUGAUCAGAUUCCUCUUCUUUUAUGUUUUUCAGUCACAGAAUUUUGACCAGGCUUAUGCACUAGAGCAAAACAGAUCAGUAAAGAUGUCCUGUGUUAAAGUGGAAUGUGAGGAUAUCAGCGUCAUGCUCGUGUCUGGAGUGAAGACUGAAGAUGAGGAAGUAGAGAAAGGAACAGUUUUAAAAGAAGACAUUAAAGAGGAGUUCAAAGUGGAAGUGAAGCCAUUUGAGGAAGAAUGUGCUGCACAGAAAACUGACCAAACUACUCAGCAUGAAAGAAGCUCCAGUGAUUCCUCCCAACAGGAAGAUCACCUGAGAGUUCAUACUGGAGAAGAAGCUUUCAGCUGUUCACAGUGUGGGAAGAGCUUCACCUCUCAGAGAGCUAUGAAACAUCACAUGGACGCCCAUGAAGGAAAGAGACCUCAUCAGUGCUCUCAAUGUGAAAAGAGUUUCAGAAGUGCGUCAUAUUUAAGACAACAUGAAAUAAUUCAUACUGGAGCCUGCACCCAGUGUGGGAGAAGUUUUGUAUGUUUCGCAUAGUUAAAAGCACACCAAAGGAUUCACACUGGAGAAAGGCCUUUGUCUGUUCUGAGUGUGGAAAAACAUUUAGAAUAAGAAGAAACUUGACAUUCCACCUGAUGAUUCAUACUGGAGAAAAGGACUUUACCUCCUCUCAGUGUGACAAGACGUAUAAGAGGAAGAAAGCCUUUGACAAUCACAUGAUGGUUCACACAUAAUGAAGCUUCUACCUGUAAUUAGUGUGGAGAGAGACUCCCAGCCCUGUCCAGCAUGAGGGUCCAAAACAGAGAAGAAUCUUUGGAUUAAGUGGUAGAGAAGGGCUUGAUCAUGGACACUCUGAAAUUGUCAUAUUACCACUUAUAUAUUCGGUUCAGAGUUUGCCUUUUUAAUCAGGUAUCUGUAUGAGGAAAUGUGUGUUUUGGAAUAAGUCAUGUUUUAUCAUGUUAUUUUUGAAGAAAUAUUUGACUACAAAAACAAAAAUAUCUGUAUGUAAAAAUUGAAACUGCAGCCUUACGAAGAUGUGAUGCUGCUCUACAU